AUGAGCGAAGACGAGCAGGAACAUAUCGAAAACGCCCCAAAUUCCGGUGGUGAAGAAGAACAGAACGUAGCCGAGGAGCAGGAUGCUCCUAUGCAAACCGAUGAACACGCACUUGAUGUGGAGCAGCACAACGCUGCGUCGGAGCAAGAUUUCUUCAAACACAGCGCCUGCAUCGAAGUAGCACGAUGCUCCUGGGAUCGACCGGUACGACAAAACUAUCUGCAGGGAUGCCACUGGUCACCGGAUGGAACGUGCGUGCUCACAACGGUCAACAACGAUGGAAUGCACAUUGUCGAGCUGCCAACCGAUCUGUACAGCAACGAUAGCGUCUCCGAGGACCGUCCGGUCGAUCUGCUCACCUCGGCCGUCCACGUGAAGGAAGGUGGACUCGUGUACGAUUGUGCCUGGUAUCCAGCGAUGAACAGUGGGCGACCGGAAACUUGCUGCUGGAUCGCCUCCCGUCAGCACGAACCGAUACAGCUGUGGGAUGCAUUUACGGGAGGUUUACGCUGCUCGUACAAAGGGUACGACCAGUUUGAUGAGGUUGAGGCGGCCCUUAGCCUUACCUUUGCACCGAUCGAUGGGGCCACACUGUACGGUGGGUAUAAAAAAUCCAUUAAAUGCUUCGACAUAAACGUUCCCGGCCGGGAGUCAUGCUCGUGGCGGACAAAAUCUACCGCUUCCUGUAUGGCGAUCGCUUCGUCCAUGCCGCAAACAAUCCUCUACGGUUCGUGGAACCGUAGCAUAUCCGCACUGGACACACGGUCGGGCGACUGUCUGUCCGUGGGUAACUAUGCACCAGCAAACAGCCAUACGGCAGGUGUGACCUGGAUUGUAUUUGCACCCGAUACGGAAACAUUGUUCGUUACCGGUGCCAGGAAGGAUCCGAAAGUACUGUUCUGGGAUGUCCGAAAACUAUCACAACCAGUUCAAACACUGCAACGAACAUGUGGCACUAAUCAGCGGAUCUAUUUGGAUUUUUCUCCCCUUGGACAGUGGCUUAUAAGUGGUGAUAGUCGGGGCGUGCUGCAUGCAUGGAAUGUGCGCGAGCUGGAUGAGAAGGGUCAACCGAAGGAACUACUGUUUCCACUUCACUGGGACUGUUUGAAUGGUGUUUCAUUUCAUCCACACAGACCGAUUAUGGCUACCGCCAGUGGUCAGUAUCAUUUUCCCAACGCAGCAUGGCAAGAUGUUGAGGACGGUGAACCGGACGCCUUGGAAUCGACCAUUGCAAACCGUCCCAAAGUGGAAAAUUCUCUCACAAUGUGGUGGAUUGGUAAAGGGCUUUUUUCGGAAGAAUAA
Molecule: messenger RNA, 1302 nt
Organism: Anopheles maculipalpis
Lineage: Eukaryota; Metazoa; Arthropoda; Insecta; Diptera; Culicidae
Gene: WDR79
Product: telomerase Cajal body protein 1 homolog
Exons: 1
Coding region: 1-1302 (433 amino acids)
Biological process (GO): Cajal body organization
Cellular component (GO): Cajal body
Molecular function (GO): RNA binding; protein binding
Source: RefSeq, a predicted model, not a curated record